This is a messenger RNA of Cricetulus griseus (Chinese hamster), 5886 nucleotides long. NCBI's taxonomy places the organism in Eukaryota, Metazoa, Chordata, Mammalia, Rodentia, Cricetidae. The record is from RefSeq and is a predicted model, not a curated record.
CCUGCCAAGCCUCGGUUUCUCCAUCCGUACAGUGGCUCCGAACCAAAUGAUAGUGUGUCUCUGGCCUGUCCCAAGGACUGGAGUGCGAGUGUGGUCCCUGUUCAGUUACGUCUCAGGGGAAGGAUGGUGCGGCUUCCUCCACAGACUCCCAGGACUGCGUCUCUUAUCCAGCCCAAAGUAUUAAUCUAGCGGUUGGAUAGAAGAUACUCAAGCCGACCCUCAUCCUCCCACCCUGUCGCACUGAGCGCGGCUGGAAACUCCCGGCAGUACCUCUACAUUCCCACGAGGUGGCACUAUCACAAAGGACAACGCUAUCAGAGGUCCCAGAAACCUCUAAAGGCAGCCCUGCUCAAACCUCUCCAAGUCCUGCCUCAAUUUCGGGGGAUUCGAACUCGUUCGCUGAGCAGUGGGUCGCUUUCCUUUCAUGCACAACCCACCUAGGCAGGCCCAGCCGAAGAGCAUCCUACCCAGGGACCACCUUUUUUCCCUGGGAUCCCGCGCUUCCGCCUCCGGGGCGGAGACUCCUCCCAUCGCAGUCCCAAUUGUGUUCCCUGGAAGAGCAGCCGGGACUGGCAAGAAGCCCCUCCUGGCAUUCCAGGAACGGUUCAACCCUGGAGGCCGGGAGCCCUAACCGGGAGAAAGCGGCUGCGAGGCUUCAGCACCACGGACAGCGCCCCACCCGCAGCCCUAGUGUCGGCGAGGCCGCGCGCUAUGCUGGCGGCAUGGCCCCGCGCUCCAGCUCUAUGGCGCUGCUCCUCAGCUUCGGCCUUCUCUGGCUGUGUUCAGGGGUUUUGGGUACUGACACAGAGGAGCGACUAGUAGAGCAUCUCCUGGAUCCCGCCCGCUACAACAAGCUGAUCCGUCCAGCCACCAAUGGCUCUGAGCUGGUCACUGUACAGCUCAUGGUAUCACUGGCUCAGCUUAUCAGUGUGCAUGAGCGGGAGCAGAUCAUGACCACCAAUGUCUGGCUGACCCAGGAGUGGGAAGAUUAUCGCCUCACCUGGAAGCCCGAGGACUUCGACAAUAUGAAGAAAGUCAGGCUCCCUUCCAAACACAUCUGGCUCCCAGAUGUAGUCCUAUACAACAAUGCUGAUGGCAUGUACGAGGUAUCCUUCUAUUCCAAUGCGGUGGUCUCCUAUGAUGGCAGCAUCUUUUGGCUACCGCCUGCCAUCUACAAGAGUGCAUGCAAGAUUGAAGUGAAGCACUUCCCGUUUGACCAGCAGAAUUGCACCAUGAAGUUCCGCUCAUGGACCUACGACCGCACGGAGAUCGACCUGGUUCUCAAAAGUGAUGUGGCCAGCCUGGACGACUUCACACCCAGUGGCGAGUGGGACAUCAUUGCGUUGCCAGGCCGGCGCAAUGAGAACCCAGAUGACUCCACCUACGUGGACAUCACCUAUGACUUCAUCAUUCGUCGCAAGCCACUCUUCUACACCAUCAACCUCAUCAUCCCCUGUGUUCUCAUCACCUCGUUGGCCAUCCUGGUCUUCUACUUGCCCUCGGACUGUGGUGAGAAGAUGACACUUUGCAUCUCUGUGCUGCUGGCGCUCACGGUAUUCCUGCUGCUCAUCUCCAAGAUUGUACCUCCCACCUCCCUUGACGUACCGCUGGUGGGAAAAUACCUCAUGUUCACCAUGGUGUUAGUCACCUUCUCCAUUGUCACUAGUGUGUGUGUGCUCAACGUGCAUCACCGUUCGCCCACCACGCACACCAUGGCUCCCUGGGUCAAGGUGGUCUUCUUGGAGAAGCUGCCCACCCUGCUCUUCCUGCAGCAGCCACGCCACCGCUGUGCACGUCAGCGCCUGCGCUUGCGGAGGCGCCAGCAGGAGCGCGAAGGGGCAGGCACGCUCUUCUUCCGUGAGGGCCCUGCAGCUGACCCAUGCACCUGCUUUGUCAACCCUGCAUCAGUGAAGGGCUUGGCUGGGGCUUUCAGGGCUGAGCCCGCACCCGCAACUGGCCCAGGGCGUUCAGUGGGGCCUUGCAGCUGUGGCCUCCGGGAAGCAGUAGACGGUGUACGCUUUAUUGCAGACCAUAUGCGAAGUGAGGAUGACGACCAGAGCGUGAGGGAGGACUGGAAAUAUGUUGCCAUGGUGAUCGACCGCCUGUUCCUCUGGAUUUUUGUCUUUGUCUGUGUCUUUGGCACCAUCGGCAUGUUCCUGCAACCUCUCUUCCAGAACUACACCGCUACUACCUUCCUCCACCCUGACCACUCAGCUCCCAGCUCCAAGUGAGGCUUCAGACAUCUGCAGCUCUUCACCCUGUGACCCCUGGGGUUCAGUAGUACUGGGUGGAAGACGGGUCUGUCCCCACUCCACGGAAGCCCUAUUUCACACCACCAUUCUCACAUAGCCCUCCAGCCUGGAGGCUGGACCAGCUGCCUUGUGUUCAAGCCUUCUCCUUCCCCUCCUGAGCUAAUUCAGGCAACAGUGUUAAUGUUGGGAGCCAGGGCUGGUGAGUAGAGGCCAGAGGUCUUAGAGCCAGCCACCUUGAGAAGGGUGCUGGAGAAGGGGCCAAGAAAGGGACAGAGUUAUCUGUGGCCUCCAAGUCAUGUAGAAGAGGAGGUGGGAAGAGGGGCUCAGAUUCUCCAGCCAGGCUGACAGUGGUGACUACUGAGAUAGAUGCAGAGCAGUGUGGCCAGGAAUUGGUACCCACCCUCUUAAGUGGACAGCAGCUGGUCUGGGAGGACUUGCGGUUUUAGGGGGGUCUUCCUAGGAGCUUCAGCUGGUCCUACAGUCUCCCGGGGCACUUCAAUUUAGUCUCACAGCCUGUGCUUUGGAGGCCUCCAGAGCCCAGUUCCAGGUUCCCUUCUGCCGGUGCAGAAUUCUCUACACCCCUAGAUUUCCCUCUCCUUUCUCACUUAGAAAGGUAAGGAGUUAGGGGAACCUCUGAAGGUCAUGAGCGAGGUGAGAAUUGUAGGCUCACAGUCUCAGAAGAACUCUUACAGUGCUGGAUUCCAGCAGGAACCAUGUUACAGAUCCAGAACAGGCCUGGAAAGUGAGGAAGCCCCUCCCUCUUUGCUCCAAGGCCACAGACUGCUUGAAGGAUCCAAGGGAACUGUGAAUCUGAACUGUGCCUUAGUGCACUUCUCAGUUGUCAGAUGGGGUCGUGGGCAUCUCUGCUUGGUGUCAGGAGAGACCUCCUUCUACUAGAACAAGAAAUAGCCUGUAUUAGGCCUCCCAUGCCCCAAGCUUCCAACCCCAGAGAAAGCACCCCAGCAUCAUGAACAGCAACUAGAAAGGCAUUGCCCCUGUGGAGGGCAGCACCUGUGCAGGCCUUCCAGCCUCUGUGAGACCCUAUCAGCUGUUGCUGUCACUACCUUUGACUUUACUACCUCUGUAACUGGUUGUUGUACAAAUUGGUCACCAGCCUGGGCUGGAAAGGCCAGAGAGCAAUUUGUUCCAACUCCUCUCCAUGUCCUGUUGAACAUGUCAGACAGACAGUGCCCAUCUUAGAACCUGCUUUCAGCAUUUGUACAGUGGGAACAGAGGUUGGCAGGGCUGUGAUGGGUGCGAAGGACCCAUUGGUGUAAAGGGUCCUGGUUCAGUGCUAUUUCCCAUUUUGGGUGCAGCCUUUUGUGGAAGAGUGCCAUAGGUGAGGGUGGUGGAGGCUGUCAGGUGUCAGGACAGUGAACCCUGAAGUAUACCGGGAGACUUUGGGGAAACUCAGUCCCUGCCACUUUGGGGCCUUCUGUUUCUACCUCUGGUGAUGUUGGGAGGUUCCUUGCCCCCUACGUGGAGCUGUCUGUGGAGAGAAUUAGGUACCUGGCUUGUUGAACCUGGAUGGGAACCUGGGACAGGGUGGCAUGGGAGUGGCAGUGAAGAAAUGAGUUGGGAUUCCCAUCAGUGGCCAAGCUCCAGUCAUCUGGCAAUCACUUUUGCCUGGAAAGAUGGCCCACAGGCUCCCUGCCUAUGUGGAGACCUACAAGUCUGUAGCAGGUAGUGCCAAGAGUGCAGAAAGCUGAAAGCACGCAGAACACAGGGCCUCCAGACUUUUUUUUUUUUUUUGAGGCUGGGGUGACUAGAGGAAGGGAAGGACUUCCUUGUAAGGAACAAGGACAAUGGGGGACUGGCCACUGUGCCUAUCUAUCCUCUGGGACUCCACCUCCGACAGUCCUGGGGGGAAGAAAGCUCCCCAGAGACCAGGACAAGCAGCAGAACAUGUCUUUAGAGUGCCUGGUACCUGUCACUGCCUGUCAUCAGGGCCUUUGGGCAGGUGGGAGACCUCCUAGGGAGGAAAGCAAAGGUCUUUAGAGCUUUCCUUGAAUUAUGCCCCAAGCAAGGUGACAUAGUUCCUCUGCUUCCAGGCAGAAGUGGCUGUUGAGCCUCACUUACAUUGGCCAGUUUCUCAUUCACCAAACUCAACUGGACAGAACAAUGCCACUUGUAGUAAUUAUUCCAUCAUGUCUGAGAAGUCUGUCAGUGUGCUGGUCACAUGCUUCCCAAAGGACUAAAACUUUGGGAACUGGUAGGGCACCCCACCCACACACUUUCAGUACACUCAUCUUUACGUGUCCUUGUCUCCACUCCUGGACUAUUUGCCAUGGUCCACAUUUCACCCCCUAAACCUACCACCCCACCCCCACCCCUGUAGCUGAACUCUUAGCUCUUAAAAAAUUGUUUCCAAAUAUGUCUUGUUACUUUGUUUGGUUUGGGGAAGGGGGCUUCCAGACAAGAUUGGCACAAUCACAAGGGGAGAAUGCUAGAGAACCCCUACUCAAGUAAGGGAGGGUAAGGUAUUGCACUAGUCAGAACAAAAGGUGAGUGGCAGCGUGUGCUGCCCGGUCAGCAUCAUCAGCUCCCCUUAUCAGAUGCAAAAGAAAUGGCCAGGAGGCUGGGCCCAGAAGGGACCUUUGGGGAAGACUCUCUGUAAGGAACCAGCAGGGGCAGGGUGGGCUGGGGUGUCCUUCCCAGCCCAUGUGGCUUCAGUCAGCUGGCAGGCUUGAUCUGUGCCCAGAUCCUGGGACCAGAGUGAAGCCGUGGGUGAGCCUCUGAGGCUUCACGUCAGGUUUUAAGAAAACUGUCUACUAUCUUCAAAUCUGGGAGCCAUUUGUGCAUACCAAGCGGUACUCUACCCUAGCAACACUUCUAGCCUGCAAUGCUGGCUACAUCAGAGACUGGAAUACUCUGUUUUCGCGCACAUGGGCCAGUGGCUGCCUGAGGACAGGGGCAUCUGGGACUCCAGGACAGCAGGAGCUGUCACUUUGAGCUGCCUUUAAAACUGCUCAGUUCCCUGAGCACUGCACCUAAACAGGUGGUGAAAAUUACCACAUAAGGUCUUGGUCUUAAGUGCUGUGACCUGAAACAUGUCACUGGGUCUUCUGACCUCAGUGUCCUGAGGUAUGAUAUUCCUGUUGAAAGGCCAAAGUCCAGUCUUCCCGGGAAUUCUGGAGGAAGUUACUAUGUAGGAAAAGCUAAGUUCCCUUUAAGUUUAAGAAGGAGACUUAGGAUACCAGUCACAAAGUUAAAAGAUGUACCCAAAUCCAUCCCGAUUCCCAGCUGCAACUCCCUUCCAAAGGCACAUACAGGAGUGGUCAAGGCUGAAUGCCGUGGGGAGGAAAACAUGGGUGAAGCUGGCAGGAGCAGUGGUUUGUGACAGUCUCCAGUGCUGUUUCUUCAUUUGGGGCGUUGGAAUCCUACAUAAACCCCUUCGAACAAGAAAGGAGAGGUGGGCUCAGAUGGGGAGGGGUGGUGUGAAGCAGUGAAAAGAGCUGAGGUCAUGACUGGAGUUCCCAAUUCAUUACCUACCUACUCAGGCUGUCGGAGCAGUGGGGACCUCGAAACAGCUGUGGCUGUGGUCAGAGAUUUAUAUGUCACAGGUCUCUGUCUCCAAUCUCACCUCCCCCAAGCACCAAGACAUGAAACUUUCUAACAGUCCUGUUGCUUCAGU